UGUAUCGUCAUUGGUACCCCCUCCCCAAACUCGGGGCGGUUGCUACGGAAACCCCAGGCCCCGCCCUCCGGCUAUCGCCAUGGAGACAGGUAACGCGGCCCUCGCCUCCCGCUCCAACGGCUCCAUCUUCGGGAUGAACGCUCUCCCGCCACUGCCCCCCGGGAGCUCGCAGUGCUGGAUCCCCGAGCCUGCAGGACGGCCCCCUACCCUCGCCCCGGUGCCCCGGGCUGCCGCAGAAACCUGGAGCGCCUUCGCCCCGGUUCCGGCCCGAGCUGGACUCACCCGAGAGGUCAUCAAGUGGCUGCAGAGUCUCGACCUGAAGUUCCCGUUCAAACACGUCAGGAAAGCCUUUUCUAAUGGUUAUCUUGUGGCUGAAAUCUUCUCCUGGUACUAUCCUCAAGAUAUUGACAUCAAAGUCUUCAACAAUGGAGUCUCAUUCCCUUCCAAGCUGAAGAACUGGUCACAGCUGGAGCAUUUUUUUUUCAGGAAAAAGUUGAACAUUCCCAAGGAACUAAUUUAUGCUACAAUGCAUUCCAAGCCUGGUGGAGCUGAGUAUUUGAUACAACAUAUAUAUACCUUACUGACAAACAGGCAAGCAAAGCUCAUCCUUGAUGAUGAAAUGAACUUUAUGGACUAUGGCUACCAGCUAAAGCUGCCUUUGAUUGCCCGGGCAACUGCCACCAAUGCUAUUCGCACCAACUUGACAUUAACUGAGCUAUUGGAAAACCCUGACAUCUUCACAUGCAGUCAGAAAGCUCUGGAUAUUGUCAACAUGCAUGUGCAACACAGACAACUAGCAAGGCUAGAACAUCCAAAACGCUAUAAUUUGAAGCCCACGCUGGGAGAGAAAGCAACCAGACUUCCACUCCCUCAAUAUCAGUAUGAGUGUUUGUAUCCUGACAGCAAAAGAACAGAAAUGGCUGAAUCAAAAAACUUGAUUCCCUCCAAUAUUUCCCAGUUUGUUCUGAAGCCAACUCUUUGGUAUCUCUGUUCUUCCUGAGUGAGCUGAAGGAGUUCUGUCGACAAGUUGUUUGAUUUUGAGGAAGAUUCAAAGCAAUCGUGAUAAAUGUUAUCUGAAAUCGAAACAACCAAGACUUAUCAUUGCUACUGGUUUACACAUUAUGUCAAAUGGCAGUUUGCAGAAUACUUCAUGUGUUUUUUUUUGCAUCUAUUAUGAUUUCUUGCUAGACUAGUGAUCUAUGUCAUUUUACUAAGAUUGUUGCAACAUGGAAACAGACGGCCGAAUCAAAUCAGCCUUCCUACCUCUGAAUUUGUAACACAGUAUAUUGUAAAUCUUUCAAAAUCCCUCAAAAUUGAAUCCCAGUGGUUCCUAACCAGACUUUUUGAACAAUCAAUCCCAGACUCUGUGAAUAAAAUUCUACAGACCAGGUUUGUAGCUUAAACAAAAGAUUCAACAAUUUAAAAGCAACGUGGUAACUUUGACAGUGAAAUUAAACAACCAAAUAAUAUAAUUGAUAUCUAUUAUGCCCAAUAACCUUUAUUUUCAACCCCAUUUACACAAGACAGACAAAAAAAAUACAGUUAAAAGAUUAAAAAAACACUGGCCAGAUUGCUGAGAUGCUUUUCAUGAUGCAUUGUUCCACAGACAUAGAUGAUUGUUUUCUGAUUGAUUUUCUGCAGACGUUGAUCAGUGUCACCUUUUCAGUUCAUUCUGAGGAGGUUUUGGUGAUACCUGUCACUUAGUUUCUAAUCUGUGAACUUCCAUUAGUUGAUAAUGGAAGAUUAGACAGGGAGCUUUCAAACCUUAAUUAUGUAACAUUAACAGCCAAACCUCUCGCCACAGAACCCAAUUCAAACUGUUUGACCAUCAUCUUCCCGUCUAGACUUGCUGACACUAAUUCCUGGGAAGUGACCUCAUUAACGUAUUGCUAACGUGGCUGGGAAAUUGGUUGACUGACAGGUGACAAAGUAGGGAUAAUGAUUGAGUACUCAAACUGGCAGGAUGUGAUCCGUGGUAUCCAACAGGAUCUCUGUUAGGCCUCAAUUAUUCAUAUUAAUUAUUAAUGACUUUGGGUAACGGCAGAAAAAGUUAUGUAUCCAAAUUUGUUGAUGACACAAAGUUGGGCAGCAUUGUAGAUAAUGUAGAUGGUGUAAAAUUACAAAGGGAUAUCGAUGGACUAAGUAAAUGAGCAAAACUGUGGCAAAUGGCAUACAAUGUAAGCAAGUGUGAGGUUUUCCAUUUUAAACUGAAACAGAAUAGAUCUAGAUGGUAUGAAGUUAAAUUUAGUGGCUGUAAAAAGAGACUUGGAGGUUCAGGUGCAUAGAUCUUUAAAACGUCAUGAACAAGUGCAGAAAAUAAUCAAGGAAGCUGACUACUAGAGGAUUGGCGUAUCAGAAUACAGAAGUUAUGCUGUAGCCAUACAAAACCUGGAUGAACCCCACUUGGAGUACUGAGAGGAGAUCUGGACACCAUACCUGAGGAAGGAUAUAUUGCCCUUGGAAGGAAUACAACUUUGGUUUAUAAGACAGAUGCCUAGACUUCAGGAUUAAGUUAUGAGGAGAAAUUACACAAAUUAGGCCUGUUUUCUCUAGAAUUUAGAACGUUAAGAGUGAUCUAAUCAAAGUCUUCAAGAUAUUAACAGGACAAGACAGAGUCAAUAAAGACAAACUAUUUUCAUCUCUAGAACUAAGGACUAUUUCCUGACAGUGAAACAUUAAACGUACUUCCCCAACCUCAUGCUGUUAUGAGUUAGUGAUAGAGUCAUAGAGCACAGAAACAGACCCUUCAGUCAAACUCAUUCAUGCUGACCAAGUUUCAAACUAAACUAGUCCCAUUUACCUACGUUUGGCCUAUAUCGUUCUGAACCUUGCCAGUUCAUGCAACUGCCCAAAUGUCUUUUGAAUGUUGUAACUGUACCUGCAUCUACUACUUUCUUUGACAAUUCAUUCAUGUGUGAAUAUCUUCUGUGUGAAAAAUCUUUCUCCUCUCACCUUAAAAAUAUGCUCCCUAAUUUUGAACUCCGCCAUCCUUAUUCA
This is a messenger RNA of Chiloscyllium plagiosum (whitespotted bambooshark), 2997 nucleotides long. Lineage: Eukaryota; Metazoa; Chordata; Chondrichthyes; Orectolobiformes; Hemiscylliidae. The record is from RefSeq and is a predicted model, not a curated record.